ACGGCCCAAUAGGAUGAGGCGAGGUCUAUUUGAACGAUGAAAAGCGGGCUCGCAAACAUUUAGAGGGAAACAAAGAGGCAGCGAACAUCUCGCGACCGUGAGACACGAAAACUGGAAUAAUUCACCUUUUCCGUCAGGAUAUUUUGACAUUCAUAUAAGGUUCACAGUCAUGUCUCACAAACAGAUCUACUACUCCGAUAAAUACGACGACGAGAAGUACGAGUACAGGCAUGUAAUGCUACCAAAAGAGAUUGCAAAGCGUGUACCCAAAACUCAUCUGAUGUCUGAGACCGAGUGGAGGAAUCUCGGGGUCCAGCAGAGCCAAGGAUGGGUGCACUACAUGAUCCAUCAGCCAGAACCACACAUCUUGCUGUUCCGGCGCCCUCUGCCCCCCCAGAAGUCAUAAGGGAAAGAUUCUCUGGGUCCUUGGAAUAUCAGUCCAACUUGCGUGCCACAGAUCAACUCAUCAAAAUAGGGAUCGCGCUGUCAGAUUACCUAGUUCUUGUGUGCUAGGUGACUUGUCAUUUGGACUGAUCAUGUUGGACCUGGAGAAGGACUAUUGCAUUUAUGAACAGUGGUUGUGGAAUAGAGUAUGCAUUGAAGGAAAAAGAAAAUCAUCGACCUUCUCUUGUGGAAAAGACUUCUUCAUGUGUUAACAGCGACACAGCGUCUGCCAGAAACCUUCAAAUCAGCUCACACUGUCUUUUUUGACUUAACCUAUCUGUCCAACUUACUGAACCUGCUUGGAUAUUCCAGCAUUUUAGAACAACAGAUAUAAGAUGUGGGGAGUAAAACCUGAUGAAAUCAUUUGAGUAAUUCUAACAGAGUGCAUUCUGGGUCGGAGCACAAGCUGGAGAGAAAAGCUGGGUCCUGAAUAAAGGUCGACUCUGAAACAUCAAACGGCGGUUUUAAGUGACAUGUUGCUGCUUGGUUUAAAUGGCACUAACUUGGCAUUUAACGUUUUUUUUUUCAUGUGCAUUGAAAGCUGCAUCCAUAAGAGUUGCCCUGAAACUAGUUUUGAGCACAUUAUAUUAGCUUUUGGCCCACUUUGAAACAAAUCUUGUGCCUGGUCUGGUUGUACCAGUGAGCUGCUUGGUAUUUAUGAAUGUGUUGCCCUUUCUGAAAUAAAUGUUAACUUUUAAAUCUGAGUAGUGUGGACAUGUGUUUUGGCAGUAUUUGGGUUUUACAACUACUGUACUAUUACACAAAACCACUUAAAAAUGCUCAUGAAGGGGAAAAGAAGGGAGCUGACAGCUUUGAUGGCAGAUGCUACCCUUAAGUGCUCUUGUUGAAUAAAUCAGAAUCAGUGACUGAGAUUGUAGAAAGCAAUUUUUGGGUUUAUGUAUCAAAUUAUAUUGCAACCAGGCACUUGAUUUACUUGUCAAAACUCCUUUCUGAAUACUUGCACCCAAUCUGAAAUGUUUGUGUUUACCUUCUGUCCCCUUCGUUUUACUAUCACACACUGCGCUGCUCUGCUGUCAUCGAGGCAAACGUUUCGCCUUGAACUUGUGCCUUUUUGCAAGGUAUUACAUGUGUAGGCAUUGAGCUGUUUGUCCUGCAAAGUUAUUAAAAAAUUGAAUAUGGA
This is a messenger RNA of Acanthopagrus latus (yellowfin seabream), 1585 nucleotides long. It is a transcript of the gene cks1b, whose product is annotated as CDC28 protein kinase regulatory subunit 1B. Bases 170 to 406 code for a protein of 78 amino acids. The transcript is spliced from 4 exons. Lineage: Eukaryota; Metazoa; Chordata; Actinopteri; Spariformes; Sparidae. Gene Ontology annotation, molecular function: ubiquitin binding; protein kinase binding; histone binding. Gene Ontology annotation, biological process: regulation of mitotic cell cycle. Gene Ontology annotation, cellular component: SCF ubiquitin ligase complex; cyclin-dependent protein kinase holoenzyme complex. The record is from RefSeq and is a predicted model, not a curated record.